GCUGUUCUGGGGGAGAUGGUGCGGUUCAGUGUGAUCUGGCUCCAGGCCCCAUUUCCCUCUUCCAAAGAUCUCUCCCGGAACAGAUUUGCUGAAGUGCCUGAGGACGCCUGCCACCUGGUCUCCCUGGAGGGGCUGAGUUUGUACCACAACUGCCUGCGCAGCAUCCCGCCAGCCAUCGCCAACCUGCAGGCCCUCACCUACUUGAACCUCAGCCGGAACCAGCUUACCUCCCUCCCGCCCUGUCUCUGCCAGCUGCCCCUCAAAGUCCUCAUCGCCAGCAACAACAAGCUGGCCUCGCUGCCUGACGAGAUGGGCGCGCUGAGCUCCCUGCGCCAGCUGGUGAGUCGGGCCUGCUGGCGCUCAGUGCUGGGCUAUGGGUCCCUCCCAGCCAGCACGGGCCAGCUGGAAUCCCUGCGAGAUCUCAAUGUCCGGAGAAACCAGCUCACCACUCUCCCCGAAGAACUGUCGGAGCUACCCCUGGUUCGCCUGGACUUCUCCUGCAACCGGGUCGCCCGCAUCCCUGUCUGCUACCGGCACCUCCGACACCUCCAGACCAUCCUACUAGACAACAACCCCCUCCAGUCGCCCCCCGCGCAGAUCUGCCUGAAAGGCAAAAUCCACAUCUUCAAAUACCUCAACCUGGAAGCCUGCAGCAAAGCGGGGCCAGACCUGGUCGACUUGGCCCGGGCCAACCGGCCCACCAGCUUCAGCACUUGCCUCUCAGACGAGUUCUACCCCGGCCGGCAGUACGGCGGCCUGGACUCCGGCUUCAACAGCGUCGACAGUGGCAGCAAGCGGUGGUCUGGGAAUGAGUCCACAGAUGAGUCCUCCGACCUAUCGUUCCGCGUGGCAGAGCUGAUCCGGGAUCCCCGCCAGCUGAAGGAGAAGCGGGACAGGGCAGCCAACGCAGACCUGGAGCAGAUCGACUUCAUUGACAGCAGCCUGGAGGAGGAGGAGGCAGCCAAGCCGGAAAGGAGCUCACAGGGCGCAGCCCUGGUUGAGGAGAGGCAGAAAGCAGAGAAGAGCCUUCCCCAAAGAGCUGGUGGUGGGGAGAAGGUGCCAAACAGCAGGACAUGUGUGGGGCCCAACCCCCCUCGGGAAGAGCCCGUCGGUGAGGAGCGGAGGCGCCCUGAGACGCUGCAGAUCUGGCAGGAGCGGGAGCGGCAGCAGCAACGCCCGCCGACAUGGCCAGGAUCAGGGGCCCUUUCCCAGCCUCGAGCAGCCCCUCACUUGGCUCUGUGUCCCCACAGUGGCCCAUCGGAGAUCAGCAGCCUCCCCCAGAGGAAGCCAAGGACCCAGGCUGCAGAGCAGCCGUCCAGUAUCUACAGCCCAACAUCCCCAGGGCAGACAGCCCGGCAGCAGGAGUCGCUCCCCUCCCAGGUCUCCAGCCCCCCAGGACGGGAGGCAGGUUUGGCCCAGAAGCCCAGUAGUUUCCUCUUCCGCUCCUCCUCACGCAGCGCUGUGAAGCCCAGCUCCGCCUGUACCCCCCACGACGCCUCCCCAGACCUCUUGCGGCUCCGGGCUGGCUCGCACGACCAGGAUGAGAAAGAGUUAACGGCCCAGCUACGCAAGGCCAUCGAGUCGCGGCUGAGCAUGACUCUGGCAGAGGAUCUCAGCGAUGCUCUGGCCAACGGAGCCGUGCUGUGCCAGCUGGUCAAUCACCUGCGCCCGCGCUCGGUGCCCUUCAUUCACGUGCCUUCUCCCGCUGUGCCAAAGCUGAACAUGGCCAGAAGCCGGAAGAACGUGGAGAACUUCCUGGAGGCCUGUCGCCGCAUGGGGGUCCCGGAGGUCACCCUGUGCUCUGCCUCUGACGUGCUCCAGGGGGACGCCCACCGGCUCUGGGGCACCCUGCGAGCCCUGCUGCUCUGCGGAGGCGAGGAGAGCGCCACUCCUGCUGCUGCCCACACCACGCCCGCCCUGCCUGGGCACCUCGCCGGCUUCGCCCUCUUCUAUGUUUCCGUGAUGUCGCUGCUUUUCCUGGCCUAUUGCAAACUGUGUGGGUUCUGACCAGUGGGGCCCCCAGAGCCUAGCCCUGGGGUGCAGGGGCCCUGCCCUUCCCAUGUGCCUUAGGGAGACCUAUGGGGGCCCUGCUGGAUCAGUGCUCUCCCAGCCACUGCCCAGCCUGGGAGCUGGUUCUUGCUGUCACACUCAAGGGCCAUGCACACAGGGGUGGGGCUGGAGCAAUGCUUCCCCUUGACAGUCCCCCGUGACCACCAGGGUCCCCCCCUUACUCCCAGUGGGGCCUGGGAGGCAACUCCAGCGUCCCUCAGGACCCCACUUUCACCCCAUCUCCCUGUGGAGUUUUGCAGGGCCAGGUUGACAGUUGGUUGUGGGGGCUCUGCGGGUUCCCCUUUGAACUGAGCUCCUGAACUGCAUCAUCUAGCCCCUGGCAGCUCCUGCCAUCUUCAAAUCCGCCUCCUAGAGAGACACCCCCCCCAGCUGGGCCCUGCUCCCCCUCCAUGCAAGCAAGGCCCUCGCUCCUGCUCGUCAGUGCCUCUCGCCGGAAACGUGCCAUCUGGCCACAUUCACCUGGGGAAUUGCGUGCCUUGCUGGGGCUAGCCCUGGUAAUCCAGCUGCCCAUGGGGACUUCGGUCCCACCGUCUUCCUCUCCUCCUUUGCCUCCCGGCUGUUCCCCCCUUGGCCGGGCCGCCUGCCUUAACGCUAUUAAAUUAUACAG
Molecule: messenger RNA, 2677 nt
Organism: Pelodiscus sinensis (Chinese soft-shelled turtle)
Lineage: Eukaryota; Metazoa; Chordata; Testudines; Trionychidae
Source: RefSeq, a predicted model, not a curated record